Molecule: messenger RNA, 567 nt
Organism: Panicum virgatum (switchgrass)
Lineage: Eukaryota; Viridiplantae; Streptophyta; Magnoliopsida; Poales; Poaceae
Product: clumping factor A-like
Exons: 1
Coding region: 1-567 (188 amino acids)
Source: RefSeq, a predicted model, not a curated record
AUGGCCCGCAAUGCCGCCGCCGUCCUCCUCCUCCUAGUUGUGUCCAUCUACGGCGCCGGCGCCGGCGCCGGCGCCACAGUGGGCCCGCUGACGACGGCCGUGCUGCAGGAGACUGACGCCGCCGGCGCGGAGGAAGCAAGCAGCCUGCUGCCGGUGCAUCGCGACAGUCACGAGGUAGAGGAGGAGGAAGAGGAGGCGGGCAUCAAGGCUGGGACGCCUCGGGGCGCUACGGCCGGCGACGCGGCAAGCUUGGCCUCCGCCGCUGACGAGGAAGGCAAGGGGGCUGGAUCCGACUGGGGCAAGCCAAACAAGCUGGACGACGACGACAAGAAUGAUUCCGAUUCAGACUCUGAUGAAGAUUCAGGUUCCGACUCCGACUCGGGUUCAGACUCUGAUUCGGACUCAGACUCUGACUCCGAUUCAGACUCUGAUUCUGACGACGACGACGACGACGAUGAGGACCACAACUCCAAGCAAGGAAGCAAGAAGCAUCCGGCUCCCGGGAGGAAAGGAGCUCCCGGAGUUGAGCACGAUGACGACGUGCCUGAAAUGGUGAUCAAGGUGUGA